ACAACCAUUUGAACCAUUUGAAUCGACCUUAGAAAGGCGCAUUCGGCAAAAUUUAAAUAAUGUGUUUGUUUUCGUGAAGUCAGUGUACUUUUUGGCCAUGGACAAAGAUUAUGAUGACCAAGACUUGAACUCUAGUCCGGAAAUACGAAGAGGUUUAUGUAAAUCUGACAAUAACGAUUCCCUAUUUCGAGAUUUAUAUCAGUUUCCUCUUUCACCAGAUAUCAAGAACUCUACACUCAAUGCCGGUGAUGGCGUUAAUAUCACUGAUGUUUCCCAACUAAAGUUUAGUCCUAUAUAUUCCCCGUCUUAUAAAAGUUCAUUGGUUGACAAUAGUGGCUUUGAUCUAGUAGAUUCUAAUGACACUUCCUUUGACCAUCGCUCAAGUUUAUUUGAUAAUUCUGAUGAUACGACGUAUCAUAAUGUUUUGAAAUUGAAAGGAAUACCAGAGAUUUCCAUAAGCCAAAUUCCUGAGAGUGAACAGUCUCGAAAAAGUCUAACUGGUUUUAGUGAAAACGAUGAGAUUAAAAAGCAGUAUUCUUCUGAUAUACAAAAACAAGUAACCCCAAAUCUUCUGCUAAGGACUAAAAAUUUCAUGAAGAAACACCAUAGUUGCAUUAAUACCCCUCCAUCUCAUUGGAUAUCAGCACCAGUGGCCUUAACACCAAAUCGUGAUCUAGUUCACAGUUGUUCUUCUAUAGAGAAUGAAGUUUGUUUUCUGGUUAAUCAAGUACAGAGUACAGACUUUAUCACUUCAGUACAAUAUGCUCCGAAAUGUUAUAUAAAAUCACUUGAUUACGCACCUUCAUUUAGAACCCCAUUUAACGAGAUUGAUAACCCACCAAAACUACCGGUCACAAAUAUUUAAUUAAAGACUUAGACCUUAUACAAAAGAAGAAAUAUGUGAGCGAAGACAACUGUCAAUAUAAAUAUAGAAAAAAAGAAAUUAAAACUACAUGUCUGUUAAGGUACUUCUUCCUCAAACAAAACAAUAUCAUAUUGUUAACAUUCAUUUAAUUUUUAAAAAAAAAUCUAAUUCAAAAUCUAUUUUUUUUCAAUGAAACUUUAGAAUUUA
Schistosoma mattheei is the source of this 1072-nucleotide messenger RNA. NCBI's taxonomy places the organism in Eukaryota, Metazoa, Platyhelminthes, Trematoda, Strigeidida, Schistosomatidae. The record is from the annotation of a GenBank genome assembly.